AAAAAAAACAUAGAAAACAAAAGUGUGGUGUUUUGGUAUCCAGAGAUGAUUGAAAAAGAGUAAAACGAGUGAAAUUAUAAUUAAUAUGGUUAGAACAACAGCAGGAUCCUUUAGAAAUACACAAUGGGAUCCCAUACUACUGAUAUCACAGAUUGUUGCAAUGCAAACUCUUCUCUACACGAGCUUGGGCAUGAUAAUGUUCUUCAUGGACUUGAUUGCUGGUGCAAAUCACACGCUGGAUCAUAUUUUUGAGUAUCAUGAAAUUCACGUCUUUGAUUUGGGAGGACGACUUGUGAUCUGUGCAUUCGUCCUCAAUUCUUUCGGUGGUGCUUUGGCUCUGUGGUUCAUCGUUCGCCGGACUAAAUUGUGUCUCGACUUCACAUGCACUUUCCACCUGAUACAUUUGGUCAUCUGUUGGUGGUACAACUCUGCUUUCCCUACGUCCUUCUCCUGGUGGCUUUUGAAUACCGUCUGUGGAGUCCUGAUGUGCAUCUGUGGUGAAUUCAUGUGUCUCAAGACGGAAAUGCGAGAAAUCCCAGUUGGCUAUUCGGCACUCAACCAACGAGCCGAUCUCUAAAUCUUCCUUAUCACACAGUCAUUAAAAUUAAAUUAUUCUAUUUUUAUUUAAAUUCCACAUCCCUUCACAAAUACUGUUUUGUUUAUUUUUAUAUCAUCUUUUUACAGAGAAAUUACAAGCAUUUUUUAGCAAGAGGAA
This is a messenger RNA of Phlebotomus papatasi, 715 nucleotides long. RefSeq names its product protein SYS1 homolog (gene Sys1). Gene Ontology annotation, cellular component: Golgi membrane; trans-Golgi network. Gene Ontology annotation, biological process: Golgi to endosome transport; protein localization to Golgi apparatus; Golgi to plasma membrane protein transport. The transcript has 2 exons. NCBI's taxonomy places the organism in Eukaryota, Metazoa, Arthropoda, Insecta, Diptera, Psychodidae. The record is from RefSeq and is a predicted model, not a curated record. The coding region runs from base 86 to 577 and encodes 163 amino acids.